Messenger RNA from Protobothrops mucrosquamatus (brown spotted pit viper), 2270 nucleotides. RefSeq names its product pseudouridine synthase 1 (gene PUS1). The record is from RefSeq and is a predicted model, not a curated record. Bases 1 to 1404 code for a protein of 467 amino acids. Gene Ontology annotation, molecular function: RNA binding; pseudouridine synthase activity. Gene Ontology annotation, cellular component: nucleus. Lineage: Eukaryota; Metazoa; Chordata; Lepidosauria; Squamata; Viperidae. The transcript is spliced from 6 exons. Gene Ontology annotation, biological process: mRNA pseudouridine synthesis; tRNA pseudouridine synthesis.
AUGGCUUCUCGUGGUCAGAAGGAUGAAGCUCAGCCAGGGAAGAACGUCCCAGGUGAAGAGAGCAGUUUCUUCUACAGAUUUUGUCUGGUUGCCCGCUUGGGACCUGCCCACCGUUCCCCAAUCUCCAUGUACUUGGUGUGCUUCAACAUCUCCCACGCUUCGCAUCCCUCUUUGCGUGGGAAGAAGGAAGAAUGUCUUACCAUGGCUGAGCAGCUGGGAAGUCUGGAAAACAGCCUGGCUAAGCGGCCGAGGGACGGGGACGGCAGGCAGGAGCCUGGGAAGCAGGAAGAGAAUGGACACGAGGUCAAAAGGUUCAAGGACAAUGAGGAAGAGGAGGUCAAGGACGAGGCAAAGAAAUUCCCGAAGAAGAAAGUUGCGCUGUUGCUGGUGUAUUGUGGGAAGGGCUACCAUGGAAUGCAGCGCAACGUGAAAUCGUCCCAGUACAGGACAAUUGAGGAUGACCUAGUAUCAGCCCUCAUCAAAUCCGGAUGUAUUCCAGAAAAUCACGGAGAAGACAUGAAGAAAAUGUCGUUUCAGAGGUGUGCCAGGACCGAUAAGGGCGUGUCUGCAGCUGGACAGAUCGUUUCCUUGAAGGUCUGGCUGAUCGAAGAUAUUUUACAGAAGAUUAACGAGCAUCUUCCUUCUCAUAUAAGAAUUUUAGGGCUCAAAAGGGUGACCGGGAAAUUCAAUUCCAAGAACAGAUGUGAUGCCCGGACCUAUUCGUACAUGCUGCCAACGUUCGCCUUUGCCCACAAGGAUGAUGCUCCUCAAGAUGAAACCUACCGCUUGAGUGCCGAGACGUUGGAGGCCGUCAACCACCUCCUGGCUUGCUACAAAGGCACCCACAACUUCCAUAACUUCACCUCCCAGAAGGGCCCCAAGGAUCCCAGCGCCAAACGCUACAUCAUGGAGAUGUUUUGCGAAGAGCCCUUCGUCAGGAACGGGAUGGAGUUUGCGGUGGUGAAGGUGAAAGGACAGAGUUUCAUGAUGCACCAGAUCCGCAAAAUGAUCGGCUUGGUGAUCGCCAUUGUGAAGGGCCACGCCACCCUGUCCAUCCUGGAGCAGAGCUGGGGAGAGGAGAGAGUGGACAUCCCCAAAGCUCCUGGACUGGGUCUGAUUUUGGAACGGGUUCACUUCGAGAGCUACAAUCAACGGUUUGGGGACGAUGGUCUCCAUGAAGCCCUGGAGUGGGCAGAAGAAGAGGAGAAGAUCGCGGCUUUCAAAGAGCAGCACAUCUACCCCACCAUUAUCAAUACAGAGAAGGAAGAAAGGUCCAUGAUGAACUGGCUGGAGACGCUCUUCAACCAUCAGUUUGAUUCCACCGUCUCAAAGUUGCAGGAAGACGCCCGAGAUGCUAAGUCUGAUCCUGAAGGGAGCGACGGAUGUGAAGACAACUCCGAUUGAGGAUUUCAGGCACAUUUUGGUACCAUGGAUUCAAGUCCCUUUGGCCAGAAGAUCAAGCUUUUCUCAGUGAUGAAUGUUCCUUAGUCUUGAACAGAGAUGGACAAAAGUGAUGCUUUUUCUGCCCUCUUUGCAGCAACGGAACGGGAGACAUGCUAGCUAGAACAAACACUGCUUUAAUUAUGCUCUAUACAAAUAUUUCCUUUUUUUUAAAAAAAAAAAAGAAGUUUGCUAAAUUAUGGUUAAAAUGGAGAAAAAUAAUUAUCGAGACUCUUACGGAUAAGUGCAAGCUGUUAAGGAUGCUGUUCCCUUUUGAUUUUUCCAAGCAGCCAACAUUAAUUAUUCCUUUGGAAAGCUUUCUGUCAUUAUUGGUUCAGCCAAGUAAUAAGGACUUUGGAAACUCUUUCUUCCUUUUGCAACAACAAUGUAUUUUUACUUUUAUUUUUUAUUUCCACUUUCUCAUAGACCAAAUAAUGUGGUGGUUGAAACAAACUCUGGGUUGGAACAUCUGUGUUUCAUCUCCAUUUUUUAGAAAACUGACUAUUUCAGGGGUUUUUUUUAAUGCUCCUUUUGAAAAAAAAUAAUAAUAAAGGCUUCUUAUGACACAAGGUACAAAGGUUUUUUUUUAAAAAAAAUAUUUCUAAUCUAGGUUGCAUAUAAUGCUGAUACAGUUUGAUCUGGGGGGAGGUUAGAGAACAUUCUAAGCUUUGGAAGCCAUCAAGAAAAACAUAUCAGAAUGUAGUUGUGUGGCUUACUAGUUGCUGUAUUUAUUUAGUGACGAUUCAGUUACAACGGUACUGAAAAAAGUGACUUAAUAGUUGCAAGUCAAGGAUGAGUAUAUGGAUCAUUAUGAAUUCCCUAAUAAAAAU